This is a messenger RNA of Colletotrichum chrysophilum, 2502 nucleotides long. RefSeq lists its product as uncharacterized. The record is from RefSeq and is a predicted model, not a curated record. Gene Ontology annotation, cellular component: nucleus. The transcript has a single exon. Gene Ontology annotation, biological process: RNA processing. Gene Ontology annotation, molecular function: RNA binding. The coding region runs from base 1 to 2502 and encodes 833 amino acids. NCBI's taxonomy places the organism in Eukaryota, Fungi, Ascomycota, Sordariomycetes, Glomerellales, Glomerellaceae.
AUGUCUUCGGCAAAGAACCUGGUCGAGUUUCCCGACGUGGAGGCGAAGCUCCAGAAGGCACCCAAGCAAUCCGCGUUCGAGAAACAACGAGCCGAAGCCGAAGCAAAGAAGGCCCGCGAGGCCGCCGAGACGGCCGCAGUAUACCAAGACUUCGUCAAGAGCUUCGACCACGAUGACGAUGACGACACAGGAAGCAGCCGCUUUGGCUCUUUCCCUCCACAACGGCCACCGAAGGGCCCUGGUUUCGGCGGCGCGCCGCUGGGAGGAGUCGCUGCAUCGAAACGACAUUUUGGCGCAUCUGCACUUAAGAGCGGCCCAGGCAGCUUGGGUCCUGUUUCUAACAUGAAGAGUGGUCCAGGAAGCUUGGGUCCUCCCGCAGGAUCAUUCGGGAGAAAGAGAGGUUUCGACGCAUACAGGCAAGAGAGGGAUAGUGGCAGGCUGGGCUUUGACGAUCGCGAAGAGCCAAUGUCAGUCUCCAAAGCAUUUCACAACAGCGAUGAUGAGGAGGAAGGCAAGUCGGACUCGAGAGAGGAGAUGGCCGUGGCCAGGCCAACGUUGCGCCUGUCCCAGCUGCCGCCAGGCACGUCUAUGGCAUUCAUCAAGUCACUGAUACCGUCCAACCUGACCGUCGAGAACGUCAAGAUUCUUCCACCCGGGGGUCCGUCUGGUACAGAGAGGAAGUGCGCGGUAGCCAUUGUCACCUUGUCACAAGAAACACCCGCAACAGACAUGGACGCCGCAGUAAGCUCAUUGCAGAAUCGCUACCUUGGAUAUGGAUUCAAUCUUUCGCUGCACCGACAUCUCUCCUCAGCCGUUGCGAUUUCCACAGCAUCAACACUUAGCAGCACAACUGCUGGAUCGCAGCCUUUCGGGGCCAAGCCCGUGGCACAACAGACCGCACCAGGCAACGCCGCAACGCAGCAGUCUUUCCAUCGGGGCUUCGCGCCGCCCACCUCUUAUGGGCCGAACGCCGCAGGCUCAGUCAACAGGAACAGUCUGCUUCAUGUUCCCGUCAAGCCACCAAACGACAUCAAGAUGCUCCAGCUCAUCAACAAGACGGUCGAGUCUGUUCUAGAGCAUGGCGUGGAGUUUGAGGCUCUUCUCAUGACCCGUCCCGAGGUCCAGAGGGAGGAGAAGUGGGCGUGGAUCUGGGAUGCUCGGAGCGAAGGAGGCAUAUGGUAUCGUUGGCGGCUUUGGGAGAUCAUCACUGGCUCGGAAUCACGCCGGAAUAAAGGGAGGUAUUUGCCGCUCUUCGAUGGGAGCCACGCCUGGAAAGCACCAGAAAAGAACCCACCGUACGAGUUUGUCACUGCGAUUGAUGAAUUCGUGUCCGAUUCCGAGUACAAUUCUUCAGAUGACGAAGACUUUGAUGGUGAAAACCGCGAAGGCCAAGGGGCCGAGGCCGAGGUCACCUUCCUAAACCCGCUCGACAAAGCCAAGCUCACCCAUCUACUGUCUCGCCUGCCAACGACAUUAUCAAAGAUACGAAAGGGAGACGUUGCGCGAGUCACGACUUUUGCCCUCACGCACGCAGGUAGAGGUGCCGAAGAGGUUGUCGACAUGAUCGUCUCGAAUAUCGAAAAGCCUUUCGCUCGAACGGGGGCGAACCGGGAGUUUCAGUCGAACAGCAAGGAAAGAGGCAGACAAAGGGACGACUCCGAGCAGUCUGAUCCCGAGCCGGAAGAGAAGGCCGACAAGGAGGGUCCCGAUACCAGCGCCGCAAGCCUCGUUGGGCUGUAUGUGGUUAGCGAUAUCCUAUCCGCCUCCUCAAACAGCGGCAUCCAGCGAGCUUGGCGAUAUCGACAACUAUUCGAAGCAGCACUCAAAGAGCGCAAGAUUUUCGAGGGUCUCGGUCUGAUGGCUGAGAAGCUAAAAUGGGGCCGGUUGCGGGCUGAGAAGUGGAAGCGCAGCGUCGGACUGGUACUUGGCCUCUGGGAAGGCUGGUGCGUCUUCCCAGCGGAGAGCCAGGAGAUGUUUGCGAGCAGCUUUGACAACCCACCAUCUCUCAAGGUCCAGGAACAAACAGAAGACGACGAGGCCGCUAACAAGCGCAAAUGGAAGCUGGUGGAGGCUUCGAACGCUGAUGUCGACACCGCCGCUGCGGCCCCUAGGCUCAGGAUAUCGGAGAAGAUCACACCCGAAAGGGAGGACGAUGUCGAAGGAGAGCCUAUGGACGAGGAGGAUGUUGCUGGUGAGCCGAUGGAGGACGAUGUCAUGGGCGAGCCAAUGAGCGAGGAGGACGUGGAGGGUGAGCCAAUGGCAGAAGAUGACGUCGAGGGAGAGCCGAUGGAGGAAGAUGAUGGGGGCGAACAAGCGGAGGAUCAGCCAGCACCGGUCGAACCUAGCAAGGUAGAGGAGGCAGCAGAGAGCGCAGAUGUCAACAACGGCACACCACAGACUGUCGGACGGUUGCAGUUGUCGUCCAAGCCGGCGGGGCCUAGGAAACGAAUGAGGGCGGUGGAUAUGUUUGCCGACUCCGGGGACUCGGAUGAGGGAAACUAA